CGCAAGAUGCACCCCUGACAUCCACAUUCCUUUUUAUUUCGGUCGAUUCGAUUCAACUCAACACACUCCUUUACAACCAGAUACUCCUAUCACCUAUGCGCCGCCAAUCCAUGCCGCCCCCAUGUUCGUCCUCCCUGUGCGCGCCCUCCUCCGCCUCGCCCUGGCCGUGCUGCUGCCCCUCGCCCUGACGAGCACGCUGUAUCUGUACCUCUACCCGGUUGUGCACGGCUGCGCGUUCCCUCGUCCCGGUGAUCCCAGCCCCGAUGGCCAUCCCCUCCUCCACCCCCCGCACCUGUCGGCGUCUUUCCGCGCGACGCUACCCCCAGUUAGAAGGCACCACCUCCCUUCCCCCCCCUCCCAACGCCUCCCCGCCCGUCUCCGCUCCUACUACUUCGACCUCCUCUCCCAACUCUCCCACCAACCGUCCCGCAUCCCCCGCACCCUCCGCUCCGUCCUCCGCGCCCUCCUGGCGGAAGAUAUCCCGCGGGCUUUGCGCGGCCUGCGCAAGCGGCUCGAUCUGUUGGGAAAUGACUACUACCUGGCCCAUGUCUUUCGCGCCAUGUGGUGGUGGAGUAGGCCGACUCAUGUUACCGUGCUGGGGGAUUUGGUGGGGAGUCAGUGGGUUGGCGAGGAGGAGUUUGGUUGGAGGGGGGAGAGGUUCUGGGGGAGGGUUUUUGGGGGGAUGAGCAAAUUACAAUCGUUUUCAACUGGUUUGGGGGAUAUUGGGGAGAGGGAUACUGGGGAGGGGAAUCCUGGGGAAGGGGAUACUGGGCAUACUGGGCAUACUGUCGAAACCCUCGGGGCCGACGCCGACUGGUCCCACCGCAUCAUCAACGUGGUCGGGAACCACGAUGUCGGGUACGCGGGGGACGCGAGCGAGGCGCGCAUCGCUCGCUUCGAGCGGGUGUUUGGGCCGGGGAAUUGGGAUGGGCGGUUUGAAUUGCCCGGUUCUUCCUCCUCUUCCGGUGAAAGUGGUGAAAACCCCCCCAGCAUCCACCUCAUCAACCUCAACAGCCUCGUCCUCGACACCCCCGCCCUCUCCCCCACCACCCAAUCCGCCACCUACAACUACCUCAACGCCCUCCUCACAGAAAGAAGCCACCCCGUGGAAGACCGCCAAAGCUUCACCCUCCUCCUCACCCACCUCCCGCUGCACAAGAAAGCGGGCGUGUGCACCGACGCCCCCUACUUCAGCUUCCAUGACGAGGACGACGAGAAAGGCGGGGAUGGCGGGCCGCGGUUCUACAAGGGCGGGUUGAAGGAGCAGAAUCAUUUAAGCGAGUAUGUUAGUGGGAAUGCGGUCUUGGAGGGCGUGUUUGGGAUGACGGGGGAGGAGGGCGCCGUGGAUGCGGGCAGGGGAAUGGGUUGGGGGAGGAAGGGGCUGAUUUUGACGGGGCAUGAUCAUACGGGGUGUGAUGUUGUGCAUUUUGUUAGGAGGAUUACUGGGGAUGGGGAUGAAGAUGAGAAAGAGGAUGAUGAUGAAGAAGAAGAAGAAGAAGGAGAAAAAAAGAGCUGGAAAUGGGACGCAGUCCGAUACCAGGGCAGCGUCUCCGCUCCUGCUCCUUAUGAUUCUUCUUCCCACUCCAACUCUACCUCCUCUGAGGCCGCGCCCGCCAUCCGCGAAGUCACCAUGCGAUCCAUGAUGGGCGAGUACGGCGGAUACGCGGGCCUCCUUUCAGUGUGGUUUGAUCACGACCGCGGCGAGUGGGAGUACGCCAUCCAGAUGUGUGCGGCGGGCGUGCAGCAUAUCUGGUGGGCGGUGCAUGUGUUGGAUCUGGUGACGCUGGGGCUGGGGGUGGUUGUUUUGCUGAUGGGGAGGAAGUCUGGCUCUGGCUCUGGCUCUGGAUCUGGAUCUGGGUUGAAUCAUCCAGCAUAG
This is a messenger RNA of Aspergillus heteromorphus CBS 117.55, 1876 nucleotides long. RefSeq lists its product as uncharacterized. Gene Ontology annotation, biological process: GPI anchor biosynthetic process. NCBI's taxonomy places the organism in Eukaryota, Fungi, Ascomycota, Eurotiomycetes, Eurotiales, Aspergillaceae. Gene Ontology annotation, cellular component: endoplasmic reticulum. The transcript is spliced from 3 exons. Bases 122 to 1876 code for a protein of 584 amino acids. The record is from RefSeq and is a predicted model, not a curated record.